This is a messenger RNA of Diversispora eburnea, 288 nucleotides long. Lineage: Eukaryota; Fungi; Glomeromycota; Glomeromycetes; Diversisporales; Diversisporaceae. The record is from the annotation of a GenBank genome assembly.
AUGGAUCUCGAUAAUCUUUGGGCAGGUCGUUUUAUAAGUGAAGCAACUAAAUUUGGUGCUGCUUUGGGACCACAGGUUGGUUUAGAACGAGAACGUAAUAACUUGGAGGCUUAUUGGAACAAAGUGAUUGAUGCAUGCAAAAUAAAACAAAACAUCUUGGCCUAUGAAAAAGAAAAAGAGCGCAUUCAGCUUGAACAUUUGCGCAAACUUAAUGAAAUCGAUAAAAAAAUAGAAACUGAGAAUAUCGAAUUAAUUAGAAAUUCAAAUAAAUGGAAGGAUGGGAAUUCG